Messenger RNA from Oikopleura dioica, 1500 nucleotides. The record is from the annotation of a GenBank genome assembly. Lineage: Eukaryota; Metazoa; Chordata; Appendicularia; Copelata; Oikopleuridae.
AUGGCUUCUGUCCCUCGGCUUGACCUAAAAACCGCACUUGGUCACGAUGAGAGCCAAGAUAGAGAUUUGAAAGUUAGAGAAGUUGCUUCGAAGGAGCUUUCUUGGGGGACCCCAUUGCCCACUCCAUCUGGCUCCGCUCGGCCCCAGAAUUCAGCUCGAUCGGGCGAAAAUGAAGCUCCAGCAGUGCCAAAGAAACAACCCUACUACUAUCUCGACACGACCGACCGGUCAGAAAUGGACCUUUCCGCUUAUAUCCCAAAUUACCCGACAGCCAAUGAUGGAUCAGAAGAAAUGGCGAAAUUCUUCCUUGAUUUCGCAGAUUUAGUCCUCGCAGAUUGCUACGAGAAAAUCGAGGCUCAGACUGCGGAGAAUAAGAGAAUCAAAGAAAUUGUCAAGGAACAAAUGAAAGAAGAUUGCUUGUCAAAUGGAGCGAUUAAUUCUAAUGAGCAGAAAGUCAAACCAAUUGGUCGUGAUCCUGGGGUUCUGAAGGGAAAAUGCAGGAGACUGCACGAUACAGAAAUCGCUCCAAAAGGCUCUGUCACCGCUGCUUCUCUGGAAAACUACAAAUCUUUUACUGCCAGGUUCAUCACCAAAGAUUCCGUCAAAGCAAUCAAGGAGCUGCACGGCUUUUUCUUCAAUAUUGAUCAGACCAUGAUGGUCUAUAAUUACCGCAACUUAGGACGCUCGAAUUAUUCAAAGCCAGUUACUCUCAUUGCUCCCCGAUUUUCUUAUUCCUUCGCGCACGGGCGGAGGAAGGGCGAAGUCUUCAAAGCUCGUGAUAUACGACCCGGAGGAACAUUGAGCUUUUUGAAGCCCGGAAAUCCAGAGCCGAUCUAUGUCCGAAUCACGGCGGUGGAAGACUACGAGCAAAAAAGCUUCGAUACUUGGUGGGGCUGUCCGACCGGGGGAGCGCUGACAGAAGAGGAAAGGAAGGAUAGAAAGGUUCUUGAGGGAGUUCAAAAACUCGUAAAAGAUCGACUGAAGGAGAAUUUCAUCAAAAGCAUCAGCUCGCUUCAGAAACAGUUCGCGAAGUUAGACAAAUCUGGAGAUGGAAGCUUGUCAAAAGACGAGCUUCAAUUAGCUCUCUCCUCGGCGAAUAUUCGCUUGUCUGUCGAAGAAUUUGAAAGCGUCUGGAGAAUCGUGGACGAAGAUCAAUCCGGAACGAUUGGAUACGAAGAGUUUCUGACCGCCUUUAUCGGCGAAAUGACGGAGGAACGAGCUGGUUUAGUCCAGAAAGCAUGGAAAAAGCUUGAUCCGAAAGGAGAAGGAAAAUGCUCAAUUUUCAAUGCAGAGAAAACACUCAGCUUCAAAAUUCACCCGAAAGUCAAAAGCGGCGAAAAGCAAGAGUCCGAGAUUCGCCAAAAAUUCUUCACUCUCCUUGAAUCGAAAAACAACGAGCUCCUCUAUCGACACUUUUACGAUUUUUUCCUGAUGCUCUCGCUUCUGAUCGAGCGAGACAGAGUUUUCUUCAAUAUCAUGUUUGCUGUUUUUGGGUUGUAA